ACAUCCCAUCAUUCAUUUUUUCAAUAAAAACUGAUUUUUUUUCGCCUUCUUCAAUCUAUAUACAUCGUUGAAUUGUGUGUUUAUCGCUCUACUCGGUUUCUCUCUCUCUUCUCUCUCAUAUUUUGCUCGGUAUAUGCUGCUGGCGGUACACAUUUUUGGUGCAAGAAAGAAGAUCUGAUCACGACGAGGUGAUUGCGAAGGAGAUCGCAAUUUUAAAGGUCGCUAUUUUCUGAAAGUUUAUUUAAAAAUUUGAUCUUGACUCAUUAUGGUGUAGUUUUGUGGCUUUUCUUGAGGAACUGAAAGAUGGAGGCUUGAGUUUGUUGAUGGGAUUUGUCUGCUUGAUUAGCUUAUCAUAGGGAUGCAACAUGCUCUCAGCGUGUGUCUUUUGGUGUGGUGGUUUGGCUUUGAUAUCUCUCUUGCUGCUGAUUAUGUGAUGGUUAGGGAUUGUAGAAAGUGAAAUGCAGUUUGCAAUAGAAUUUGUGCUGUGUUUACACUCUUUGAUCAUCAUGAAUCUAAGAUCUUGUUCUAGCUAUUUAUCUCUGUGAAGAUGUGUCUGCAUUUAUAGAUGUGAAAUGUUUUGUGAAUGGAUUUAACAUAUUGUGCUUAAUAUGUUGGCUAGCUAUUUAUCUCUGUGAUAUGUGUCUUCGUAUUUGGAUGUGAGAUAUUUUGUGAAUGUAAGACCAUGACCUUAGAUCUUCAGUGGAUGAAGUUUUGGGAUGAUUUUGCUUUGCUUGCCGGUAUGAGAUCAUUCCUUGCUUCUUGAUAUUCUAUCUUAUACAGAAAACAGAUGUUAGAGAACAAGCAUCUUCAUGGAUUAUCUAUUUUUGCCCCUUGUUUCUUUCAAGUUGUGUGUAAGGUUGAAGAGGAGCUAGUUUCUCUCAAUUUUGUUCAUCUAUAGAGUGUGGGCAGCACUAUUGUAACCCCUUUCUUAAAGGAAUGAGGUUUUAUACAAGACUAGAUCAUGCGAUUACUUUGAAUGAUAGGAUAAAUUGAUAAAAACAUAUGAUUGAGUAUUUGUGGGAUAAGAUGGUUAAACAAGUUCAAAAUCAAGCAAUCCAUCAAUGUAAAUGGUAUAUCAGCUUGGAUUAUUUUAUCCAUCCAUCUAUCAUUCAAAGUAAACGGCCCCUUAAUGUUGUUGUAUUACUUGAAUGGCGUGUUAGUUGGAAAUGAUGGUAUAACUUUGGACAAUUAGAGGGCUUGUGGUUUUAGCUCAAUUUCAACCUCUAUUUCAAUGAUACUAGGGAAGAACCGUCUAAGAUGUCUCCGUAGAUCCUGAUCCAAGUGUUAGUGUGGCGUGGAGUUUCUCAGCAUAUAGGACUUUCUCUUGUUUGUUACUAUUCUUGUAGAGAGUUACUUCUGUUCUGGAAUAUCAAGCUGCAGCUCUUUGGCACCACCCUUUGAUUUUAUGUUGUUUCACAGACAAAUUCUUUUUAGUAGGUAGCGAAUUCUGUUAGGACGUGAGCUAUUCCCUAUUCUGUAUGUGAAUCAAGUUUAAUUUCCAUUGGGUUUCUUUUUUGCUUCAGUCUGUUGUCUUUCAAUUUCGAGCCAUAUGCCUGAGGGACAGGGAAGUGAUAGUUAUGCUCUACAUUUUUACCUUGGAAAAGUACACGCAUCACUGAACUCCAUCCAUAAAGUGCAUAAGGUUGCUUAUUCAUUUAUCGAAUGUUUACCUCCUUGGAGUGCGUCAUCCAUUUGAGUGGGUCAGUUGGAUAUAUACUGACUUAACGGGCUAGCCUUACAUUUUAUUCUAUUUAAAAGUGGAGUAGUCGAUGAAAAUACCAACACGUUUGGGAGAGUUAGUGAAUUUCUGUUAAUUAUGCUGUGAGGAAAAGAUCACGAACCCUGAAAGGAGGUGGGUCUGUCCUCUCGAGGACUAGGAUAUAACACACUCAUCCCUGCAAUCAAUCUCUCAGACUUCAACCUUUUCUUCUUUUGACUUUAAAAGGGGCAUGAUUCAUUUUUCUACUGCUUUGACAAUAGGUUUUGAGCGAUCGAUUUUCCAGAAAUGGACAAUAUCCCCAGCUUGAAGAUUUGAAGUUCCGGAAUGCUGCAUGAUAUUUGUGUUGUUGGGGUUUCUUGUAAACCAAACUUGUUUUCAGGAAUUUCUCCUCCGUGUGCGAGGUUUCGUGAUUGGAGCUGUUCAACCUUAGUUGGAUUUUAUUGUUGCUGAUUCUGUUGCUAUGGAGCAAACGUGCAACAGAAGCUGCACGAUCUUGAGGUGCUUUGCUCAUUUAUCAGCUGCUAGUUAGUUGUUAUUCCUCCAUCCAUACAAUUCAAUGGCGUCUGCGGCUGUUGAAUAUUCUGGCACAACAUGUGUCGAGCGUUGUGAUUUGGAACUGCAGCGUUCGCAUGAAGAACACAUUGCAGAGAAUGAGCUGACGACCCUGGGAAAGAUCGCUGGUACUGAAAGAUUAGAUGAAGGGCACAUGCAAUACGGAUGUUCCCACUAUCGUCGGAGGUGUCGCAUUAGAGCUCCGUGUUGUAAUGAGAUCUUCAGUUGCCGUCACUGUCAUAAUGAGGCAAAGAAUAGUAUUAGCAUCGAGCAGAAGCUCAGACAUGAUAUCCCUCGCCACUCGGUUGAGAAGGUCAUAUGUUCACUUUGUGAUACUGAACAGGAGGCUCGACAAGUUUGCGAAAAUUGUGGUGUAUGCAUGGGAAGAUACUUCUGUGGCAUUUGCAAGCUGUUUGAUGAUGAUACAUCUAAAGAGCAGUACCAUUGUAAUGGUUGUGGCAUUUGCAGGAUUGGGGGCUCCAAGAAUUUCUUCCACUGCAACAAAUGCGGUUGCUGUUACUCCGCGCUUCUGAAGAGCAGCCAUCCUUGCGUGGAGAGGGCAAUGCACCAGGACUGUCCCGUUUGCUUCGAGUAUCUAUUUGAGUCGAGAAAUGACGUCAUUGCUCUGCCCUGCGGGCACACCAUUCACAAGGCCUGCUUGGAAGAGAUGCAGGAGCACUAUCAGUACGCUUGCCCCAUCUGCUCGAAGUCCGUGUGUGAUAUGUCGAAAGUGUGGGAGAAGUUUGAUUUAGAGAUUGCUGCCACACCGAUGCCACCAUAUUGUGAAAACAAGAUGGUGUGGAUUCUGUGCAACGACUGCGGGCGCAACUCCGAGGUGAAGUAUCACGUCGUGGCGCAUAAAUGUCCCGACUGCAAGUCGUACAACACGCGCCAGACGAGAGGGCUCGGUAGAUAGGUUAUCUGUAGCUGCGCUGGUGCACUCCCCCUCGACGUGCGAUGAAGGCAAUUGAUGUUGCCGGGAGCAUGCCGAAGGGGGGUGUUCCAGGCACCCGUCUUAAACGACGUCGUUUGUUUUUUCGUUUGUGUUUGUUAAAUACGAGUCAUCUUUUUUUCGAGUUAAUGAAAUGCAGAUGUGCCGAUGUCUUUUUUAUUA
Molecule: messenger RNA, 3386 nt
Organism: Salvia miltiorrhiza (redroot sage)
Lineage: Eukaryota; Viridiplantae; Streptophyta; Magnoliopsida; Lamiales; Lamiaceae
Product: probable E3 ubiquitin-protein ligase RZFP34
Exons: 12
Coding region: 2277-3188 (303 amino acids)
Biological process (GO): ubiquitin-dependent protein catabolic process; protein ubiquitination
Cellular component (GO): nucleus
Molecular function (GO): zinc ion binding; ubiquitin protein ligase activity
Source: RefSeq, a predicted model, not a curated record